Coccinella septempunctata (seven-spotted ladybird) is the source of this 2691-nucleotide messenger RNA. Its product is annotated as coagulation factor VII. The coding region runs from base 801 to 2534 and encodes 577 amino acids. Gene Ontology annotation, molecular function: protein binding; serine-type endopeptidase activity. The transcript has 7 exons. Gene Ontology annotation, biological process: proteolysis. NCBI's taxonomy places the organism in Eukaryota, Metazoa, Arthropoda, Insecta, Coleoptera, Coccinellidae. The record is from RefSeq and is a predicted model, not a curated record.
UGUCGAGUGACGAGUGAUGAGCACACAUGUAUAAAAUAUUUAGUUUUGUCCCAAUUCUAGUGACCACUGCUCAUCUGUAAAAGGUGCCAAACUCAUUCUUCAAUGACAUGCAUUUUAACAAUCAAUUAAUACAGUUACACAUGUUUCACAGUGCUGUAAUCAUCAGUGUCCAAAAUAUAAAAUCUGUUCUAGAGCAUUCGAACAGCAUAGAGAGAAUGAAUUCUAGGUUUGAAUUGCAGUGUCUCGGAAAUUUGGAAGGAUCUAUGUAGGUAAUGAAUUUUUGUAGAAAUUUUACAAAAUUUCAAGAGGUUCAUAAUUUAUUUUCGUGUUGGAUUCCAAAGAUUCAUGCACUGGAAAUAAUGAACCAGAUCCGUUGUAUCAAACCACAACCCCUUCAACGGUCGUUUCUUCAUGCUUCCCUGCAUUCGACCCAUCUUUUUUUGCACCUGCUUCGAAUCUUAGUUGAAAGGUCAGGAGUUUCUUCAACCCAUCCAAUUCUACGAAGGCCGCUGGUAGAAAAACGUCAAUCGGAUCUGGAUACAAGCUCGCGCGCCCAUCAGAGAAGAUCAGAUUGACCAAAAGGUAGACCACUGCAGUUCCAGGUGGGGAAUGCCUAGACGUGUACCCAAGAAAUGGUGUCAAGAAACGGACAACUCUUAAUACCAAGUGAAAGAAAACAUUCGCGCGCCCGCGACUGUACCAUUCAAUACUGACUAUAGGUAGAUAUCCAGUGACAAUGUGCUAAGUGCUUUAAUUUGUUAACAAUGUGAAGAUAUCGUCGUUUUCAUCAAGCGAAAAAGAUGUCAUCAUUAAGUUCGAUAAGCAGCGACAGCACCAGGAACUUCAAGAGGGCCCAUAGACGGUCGAUGCUAUCCUCAACAGGAUCAGACAUACAGUUCACCAGAAAAAAGCUCACCCAUCAGUACAAAUUAGGAUGUAUCAUCAUAGCCAUUUUUCUCGUUUUGCUACUUUUCGCAGCAGGUGCAGUUUACGUCGGUUUCAGCUACUAUGCAGAACAAUUUCCUGGACCACUGAUAUACCGGGGAACUUUCAAAAUAACCGAUGGGGACGUUUAUACGAAUGAAUUAGCAGAUACUAGCAGUAGAAAGUUCAAAGUGAGAUCGAGGGAUUACAGAGAAAGAUUGAACCUUUUGUACAGGAGGAGUCCGAUCAAACAUGGCUUUGGAGGGACUGAAAUAUUGGCCCUAGAUGGUGUAGAAAACCAAGAUUUAGUGAUCCACUUCACGAUAAACGUGGACCCGAUGUACAUCAAAGCUGUGGACGAAGAACUUCUGGAAAAUAUCAUCCUCGACGACAUCAGACACGGCGAAAGUAUCAUCUUCAAAGACCUAAAGAUCGAGGAGAACAGCGUCAACAUAAUGCCGAACAACGACAUAUCCCAGCCAUCGUCCCCAUCUACGGUCAUGUUGGUAGAAACCACCACCCAGAUGCCAAGAUUGCCGAAAGAAUGCGUGCCAAUAGACUUGCCAUAUUGCUCGAAGAUGAGCUACAAGACCACGUCCUAUCCUAACAUUUUCGACCACGAAAACCUGAAAGACGUGGAGGAGAAUUUGAUACCGUUCAGGGAGCUGAUAGACGCUGAGUGUUACAACCACACCUAUCAGUUUGUCUGUAACGUUUUACAGCCCUACUGCUUGAAGGCUGAUGUCAACGUGCUCCCUUGCAGGAGUUUCUGCAGAUAUUUCAUGGCGGGAUGUGGUGAUAGGCUUCCCGAAAAAUUGAGGCAGAAACUGGAUUGCAACAAUUUCUUGGAGUACGAAGGAGAAAACUGUCUGAUUGAGCCAGACUGUGGUGUUCAGAAGCUCCGAAGCACCCAAAUCUUCACCAAAACGGCCAACAUAGGGGACUGGCCGUGGCACGUAGCCCUCCUGAAGAACAACGUGCACAUUUGCGAUGGCACCCUUAUAUCCCCAAGUUGGAUAGCAACCACUUCCUCCUGUUUUCAAGGUCAACCGAAGGCGGAAUGGAUGGCCAAACUGGGAUCUGUCCGUCUGUCCUUAACGCAUCCCUCUGAAGUCGAAAGAAGGGUGAUAGGAAUGGUGAAAUCCCCAGUAGAGGGUAGCACCAUCGCCCUAGUGAAGCUGGAUCAGCCUAUCAUGAUCACCGAGAAUAUAAGGCCCAUCUGCCUUCCUCAAAGAGAGGUGGACAUGUCCGAGACAUGCGAAUGCAAUACUGUAGGGUGGUCCAGGGAUACUGAACAGUUGAAGAGGAUUCAAGUUAGGGUCACUUCGAUGAAGAAAUGUGAAAAUAUCAGCAUAGCUAAUCUGAACAGUAUUUGCGCAGAGGUUGCUUAUGGCCAAGAGAAUUGUCAUGAGGAAGAAUUCGCAGGCAGCCCAGUGAUGUGCAUAAACCCCUCCACGUCGACUUGGAGCAUAGUUGGCGUAACGAAUUGGAGGAUAGCGUGCUCAAGGAACGGAAUGGUUCGACCCAGAAUGUAUGACAAGAUUUCGUCGAAUAUUAACUGGAUCCACGAAACCCUUAAUUCGGACGAAUACAGAAAUGAGGAUGUAUGAAUGGAUAGGAAGUUGUGAAAAAUUUCACUUGUGUGAACAUAAUGACUGUUUUUUAUUUUUGUACAUAAAUUAUUUUACAUAAAGUUUUAUUUUAUUAUUGUUAUAAGAUCGUACGAACAGUUAAUCACUGGUUACCAAAAUAUAUUGAGAUUAAUUC